GUCUCGUCACUUCCGCUCCUUAUGUAAACAGUAAAGAUGGCGGCCUCCUGUGCGCGCCGCGCCGUCCUCAGUCAGACCCUCAACAGGUCCAGGACUUCAGGAGGAGACGUGAGACGGGUCUCAGCUGGAAGACAGGAGAGCUCUGUGACAUCACAGUCUGUGGACAGGAAGCGCUCGGCCUGCUGGGUAAAAAUCAGCAGACAUGAGUCCGUCAGUAGAAACUUUCAGAACACACAGAGCGGAGGAGGAGGAGGAGGAGGAGGAGGAGGAGGAGGAGGAAGAGUGCUGUGGGCGGCAGUCGCUUUCUCCCUGUUCAGCACUUCUGAUGAAGACCAACGAGAUGAAGCUCAGAGGAAAGAGGACGAGAUCAUCCUGCUGCUGAAGAAAGCCAAGCUCAGCGUGUAUCGGGGGCAGAUGCAGGCCGCCUCGGGGUUCCUCCAUCAGGCCGUCUUUCUGGCUCAUCAGACCCACAACAACCAGGCCAUCGUCUACACCUACAGUCUGAUGGCGAAUCUGGCCUACAUUCAGGGUCAGCUGGACAGCGCAGAAAAACUCUUCAAAGCUGCAAUGAGCUUUAUGCUGUCAGGAGGAACACCACAGGAUGACAACGCUGUCAUCGAGAUGUCUCUGAAACUCGCCACCAUCUACGCUGAACAGAACAAGGCGGAGCUUGCAGAGCACGGUUUCAGGUUCUGUACGGAGUCUCUGGAGGCCAAACUGGAGAAACAGAAGGAGGUUCCUGCAGAGGAGCAGACAGAGGAGCAGGAAGCUCUGAGGAAGGAGACCCGCCUCCUCCUCGGUCUGUGUUUGGACUCGCGGGCUCGAUACCGAGCGUCAACACUGCACCUGAACCAGGCCGGACAGGACUACCAGAACGCCCUGAACAUCUGCCGCCAGGAGCAGGGAGACACACACCCACAGACUCUGGUGCUGAUGAGCGACCUGGCCACCAUCUUGGAUCUGCAGGGGCGCCAUGACGACGCCCUGGCGCUGGUCCAGCAGGCCGUGGAUCUGAGCCGCUCCGCCGGACACCCGGACCAACACGUGCUGCUAGGAAACAUGGCCGGCAUCCUGCUGCACAAAGGCUGGCUAGAGGACUCGGUCCGGUUCUACCAGGAGGCUCUGAGUCUGGCUCGGCAGGCCGGAGACCAGGAGACUGUGGACAAGAUCCGUGAGGGACUGGAGGAGGUGAAGAAGAGGAGGAAGGAGGAGAAGAAGAAGGAGGAGAAGAAGGAGGAGUGACGGACUGAUCCAGGACCCUGCUGACCCCUGAGACCUCCUCCUGUAUGCUCCUCCAGAGGACUCUGUCAGACCUGAUGUUCUUUAUUGUUGUGUGUCAAUAAUGUGUGUGAUAAAUCAUUAAAUACUUUCAAUCAAUCAA
Messenger RNA from Dicentrarchus labrax (European seabass), 1381 nucleotides. It is a transcript of the gene ttc19, whose product is annotated as tetratricopeptide repeat domain 19. Gene Ontology annotation, cellular component: mitochondrial inner membrane. Gene Ontology annotation, biological process: mitochondrial respiratory chain complex III assembly. The record is from RefSeq and is a predicted model, not a curated record. The coding region runs from base 37 to 1242 and encodes 401 amino acids. The transcript has 11 exons. NCBI's taxonomy places the organism in Eukaryota, Metazoa, Chordata, Actinopteri, Moronidae. Gene Ontology annotation, molecular function: protein binding.